This is a messenger RNA of Solanum dulcamara, 2696 nucleotides long. Its product is annotated as probable galactinol--sucrose galactosyltransferase 2. The transcript has 14 exons. The record is from RefSeq and is a predicted model, not a curated record. NCBI's taxonomy places the organism in Eukaryota, Viridiplantae, Streptophyta, Magnoliopsida, Solanales, Solanaceae. Gene Ontology annotation, molecular function: raffinose alpha-galactosidase activity. Bases 237 to 2507 code for a protein of 756 amino acids.
AUAAUUAAUUCUGGAAAAAUCGUUCCACGCAAGGGAGUAUAUAGAUCCAAAGAGUGUCAUCAUUUUUCAACGUGACAUGACCAGAAGUUAACAAGCAAUCAUUGUUUUAGUUUUUACUUCCUUCCUUCUUCACUCAAAGGAGGUUUGCAUUCCCUAUUGGACUGCACUUCUGCUCACCCCAAAGUUUCUUCUUCUACUUUUAAGUUAAUUGUCAAACAUCACCUACUCGAAAGAAGAUGACAGUCACACCUAACAUCUCCAUCAAUGAUGGCAACCUCAUUGUACAUGGCAAGACCAUACUGAAGGGUGUGCCUGACAACAUUAUCUUGUCUCCUGGAUCUGGGGUGGGGCUUGUUACUGGUGCAUUUAUUGGAGCAACAGCUUCAGAGAGCAAAUGCUUGCAUGUUCUCCCUGUUGGGGUCUUAGAGGAUACUCGGUUCAUGUGUUUAUUCCGUUUCAAGCUGUGGUGGAUGACUCAGAGAAUGGGGACAUGUGGAAAUGAUAUUCCUUUGGAGACCCAGUUCAUGCUUGUGGAGAGCAAAGACACCACCGAGGGUGAGCAUGACCAUGACCCAACUAUUUACACGGUCUUCCUCCCUCUACUUGAGGGACAGUUUCGUGCUGUUCUUCAAGGCAAUGAGAAGAACGAAAUGGAGAUUUGCCUUGAAAGUGGAGAUAAUGCUGUUAAAACCAACCAAGGGCUUCAUCUUGUCUACAUGAAUGCUGGGACCAAUCCCUUUGAAGUCAUUAAACAGGCUGUGAAAUCUGUUGAGCAACACUUGCAAACUUUCCAUCACAGAGAGAAAAAGAAGUUGCCCUCAAUUAUUGAUUGGUUUGGGUGGUGCACAUGGGAUGCCUUUUACACUGAUGUCACAGCAGAGGGUGUCGAGGAUGGCCUCAACAGCUUAUCCAAGGGUGGUGUUCGCCCACGUUUCCUGAUCAUUGAUGAUGGUUGGCAACAGAUUGGUGAUGAAGCAUCCAAGGACACUAAUUGUGUAGUACAAGAAGGAGCACAGUUUGCCAACAGGCUAACAGGAAUUAAAGAAAACAAGAAGUUCCAAACAAAAGGCCUGAAGCAUGUAGUGGAGGAAGCCAAGAAACAACAUAAUAUCAAGUAUGUGUACACAUGGCAUGCCCUAGCGGGUUACUGGGGUGGAGUACACCCUGCUGGUCCUGGGCUCGAGCACUAUGACACUGCAUUGGCGUAUCCCGUUCAGUCCCCUGGUGUGAUGGGAAACCAACCUGACAUUGUUAUGGACAGUCUUGCAGUUCAUGGCUUAGGUUUAGUGCACCCAAAAAAGGUCUUCAACUUUUAUAAUGAACUACAUGCCUAUCUGGCAUCUUGUGGGGUUGAUGGAGUCAAGGUUGAUGUCCAGAACAUACUUGAAACACUUGGAGCUGGCCAUGGUGGUAGAGUUUCCAUCACGAGAAGCUAUGUCCAGGCCCUUGAAGCAUCCAUUGCUCAAAACUUUCCUGACAAUGGCUGCAUUGCCUGCAUGAAUCACAACACUGAUGGGCUCUACAGUUCUAAGCAAACUGCUCUAGUUAGAGCUUCUGAUGAUUAUUAUCCUCGUGAUCCAGCUUCUCAUACCAUCCAUAUAUCUUCUGUUUGCUACAACUCGUUGUUCUUGGGAGAAUUCAUGCAACCAGACUGGGACAUGUUCCACAGUCUUCACCCAACUGCUGAAUAUCAUGCUGCAGCUAGAGCAGUUGGAGGAUCACCAAUUUAUGUGAGUGACAAACCCGGAAAUCACAACUUCGAGCUUCUGAAGAAGCUUAUCCUUCCUGAUGGAUCAGUACUUCGCACUCAGUUGCCUGGCCGACCUACUCAUGAUUGCCUAUUUGUUGAUCCAGCAAGAGACGGGACAAGCUUACUUAAAAUAUGGAACGUGAACAUAUGCACUGGAGUGGUUGGUGUAUUUAACUGCCAAGGGGCUGGCUGGUGCAAGGUCAUAAAGAAGACACGUAUCCAUGAUGCAUCCCCCGGCACACUUACAACUUCUGUCCAAGCAACUGAUGUUGACAACAUUGCUCAACUCGCUGGCAUUGAUUGGAAUGGGGAAUCUGUAGCCUAUUGCUUUAGAUCAGGGAAAGUGGUUGUCCUACCGAGAGGUGCUUCACUGCCUGUAACACUUAAAGUUCUUGAAUAUGAAGUAUUCCACUUUUCUCCUGUCAAGGAAGUUGUGACAAACAUCUCUUUUGCUCCAAUUGGGCUGAUGGAUAUGAUCAACAGUGGUGGUGCCAUAGAUCAAUAUGAAGUCCAUCAAGCUUUUGAGAAGAAACCCCAACAUUCUGAUGAUAGAAGCCAAUCUCCUACUGCAACAGUCUCACUGAAGGUCAGGGGAUGUGGCCGUUUUGGCGUUUACAUUUCCCAAAUACCCCUGAAAUGUUCAGUAGAUGGUGCAGACACCGUCUAUAACUACAACAAAGAAUCUGGACUGCUGACUAUGAAUAUCCCAGUUCCACAAGAAGAGAUGUACAAAUGGAAUAUCGAAAUUCAGGUCUAAGUAGAGAAUUAAUUGUUAGACAGGAGAAUCUAUUGUAAGUGGCUCAAAGCUUUGUACGGUGUAGGAUCCAGAAUGAGUCGUGGGAUUGAGUCUCCUCAUCAAAAUUCUAGUCUCUGUAAUAACGCUAUCUAGAUAGUGUGCACUGUUGAAUACAUAUGGUGUUUUCGACGGUGUCCAUUUAUAUAUAUA